Molecule: messenger RNA, 1476 nt
Organism: Penicillium cinerascens
Lineage: Eukaryota; Fungi; Ascomycota; Eurotiomycetes; Eurotiales; Aspergillaceae
Product: class I SAM-dependent methyltransferase
Exons: 3
Coding region: 1-1476 (491 amino acids)
Cellular component (GO): mitochondrion
Molecular function (GO): protein-arginine omega-N symmetric methyltransferase activity
Source: RefSeq, a predicted model, not a curated record
AUGGACUCGCCCGUCCUCAACCAGCUGUUCCGGCAGCUUUUCCGGCAUCCGGCAUGCCAAUCACUACGCCGCCCACCAUCUUCACUGUCUCGACAGACCCGCACGUUCCUCACCCGGCGAACGCCCGCCAAGCGCAAAUCACAAGAUGAUGCGAUGCUCUGGGCGAAACGGGGCGAUUACCCCAAGAACAUCGAGGAGGAGUACAAACUAUACCCAACGGUGACAGCAAAGGAGCUGCGGAACCGGCGUGAGCGACCGCGGCAGGUGAAAAUGUUGACACGCGAGUUCGUCGACGACAGUCUCUACAACCCACAUUACGGCUAUUUCUCCAAGCACGCAACCAUUUUCAGCCCUGGCGAGCCAUUCGACUUCAACAACAUCGAAGACGGCCCCGCGUUCCACCGACUCCUGGGCCAGCGCUACACCGAGUUCGAAGACCUGCUGGAUGAGGUGAAGCCUGAUAUCGCGCGGCAGCUGUGGCAUACGCCGACGGAACUCUUCCGGCCGUAUUACGGCGAGACUAUUGCGCGGUACCUGGUGUCCAAUUACAAGCUCACGCUGUACCCCUACCACGACCUAAUUAUCUACGAGAUGGGCGCUGGUAACGGUACGAUGAUGUUGAAUAUUUUGGACUUUAUCCGUGAUACGGAUUAUGAGGUAUACCAACGAACCAAGUUCAAGAUCAUUGAGAUUUCACCAGCUCUGGCAGAUGUGCAGAUGAAGAACUUGACGGAUACGCUCAAUUCCAAGGGCCAUCGGGAUCGCGUUGAGAUUGUUAACCGAUCUAUCUUUGACUGGGACACUUAUGUGCACUCGCCUUGUUUCUUCUUGGCGUUGGAGGUGUUUGAUAACUUCGGACACGAUACUAUCCGGUAUGAUUCCAAAACCGAGCUUCCUCAGCAAGGUGGCGUCCUGGUUGAUGCGGACGGCGAGUUCCAUGAGUUCUACAACACUCAACUUGAUCCUGUUGCGGCACGCUUCUUGCGCGUGCGUCAGGCUGCCGCGCGCCGUCCUUACCCAAGUCCUCUUGGGCCGCGUCUUCUCCGUGGCUUGCGCUCUGCACCGCCAUUCGGCAAGGAUUACUCUCUGCCGGAGUACAUUCCUACUCGUCUGAUGCAGUUCUUUGACGUAUUGAACCAAUAUUUCCCAGCUCACCGGCUUGUAGCCAGUGACUUCAGCUCCUUGCCAGAUGCGGUGCCUGGGUUGAACGCGCCGGUCGUGCAGACUCGGUACCAAAGGCAGACGGUGCCGGUAUCCACUCCAUUUGUCCACCAAGGAUACUUUGAUAUCUUCUUCCCCACAGACUUUAAUGUCAUUGAAGAUGUCUACCGCGCGGUGACUGGAAAACUGACCCAGAUCACGAGCCAUGAGGACUUUGUGAACCGCUGGGCGUACAUUGAAGAUACUGAGACGCGGAAUGGGGAAAACCCGUUGUUGAGCUGGUAUAAGAAUGCCAGCAUGUUGAUGACGGUGUAG